UGCGUGUGCUUUCUUUUUCUAUGGCCUGUAAGUUGGUAACAUGUACAGCGGACCAGUGUGAGAGGAGAGUGAGAUACAGGGGUAUUUAGAGUAACGAUUUUGAGAUCUUUAAAAUUAACUUGAAAACACACCACAGAAAAAACCCAGUAAUAAUUUUUGAAGGCUUCACAAAAAGGGAUUUAAAUAAUGUCGACCGAUCAGGUGAAUGCGCUUUGUGAACAGUUAAUCAAAGCGGUGAACGUUAUGAUGAAUGGAGAGUCCAGUCAAAGGUACCGACUGGAGGCUUUGAAGUUUUGUGAAGAGUUUAAAGAAAAAUGUCCCAUUUGUGUUGAAUGUGGUUUAAAACUAGCCGAAAAAAGCCAGCCAGCACUAGUGAGGCACUUUGGCCUUCAGAUAUUGGAGCAUUGUGUUAAGUAUCGUUGGAACAACAUGCAACAGGAAGAUAAAGAUUUUUUAAAAAAUGACGUGAUGGGAUUAAUAUCAACCGGUGUUUGUCCCAUUCUGGAGGAAGAGGGUCAUAUUAAGGAUGUUUUGUCCCGUAUUGUGGUUGAAAUUAUCAAGAGAGAAUGGCCACAGCAUUGGCCUGAUAUGCUGAGGGAACUGGAGUCUCUUACUAAACUUGGAGAAGUUCAGACAGAGCUGGUGAUGUUUGUCCUGCUGAGAGUAGCAGAAGAUGUGGUGACAUUCCAGACACUCCCUGCCCAACGUCGUCGUGAUAUCCAGCAGACCCUUUCCCAGUACAUGGAUAAACUUUUUGGUUUUUUCCUCAACAUUCUACAGCAGAAUGUGAACAAAUAUCGUAAAAUGAAAACCGAUCCAUCACAGGACAGCAAGGCUAAAGCUCACUGCCGUGUUGGGAUAGCAACACUGAACACCUUAGCUGGAUACAUCGACUGGGUGGCUUUAAAUCACAUUACAAGUGAUAAUUGUCGACUACUUGAGAUGCUUUGUCUUUUGCUUAGUGAAACUGAGCUACAGCUGGAAGCUGCUGAGUGUCUGCUUAUUGCAGUGAGCAGAAAGGGAAAACUAGAAGAUCGAAAACCUCUGAUGGUUUUGUUUGGUGAUGUGGCAAUGUACUACAUCUUUUCUGCUGCCCAGUCAGCACAUGGAGCAGGACUUACUGAAAGAAAGUAUAUAUUCUUGAAAAGACUGUGCCAGGUCAUGUGUGCCUUGGGGAAUCAGUUGGGUGCGCUUCUGGGUUCUGAUGUUGAUAUUGAAAUCCCCAACAACUAUGGCAAAUAUUUGGAAGCAUUCCUUGCAUUUACUACUCAUCCAAGUCAGUUUUUAAGGUCCUCUACACAAGUCUGUUGGGGCUCUUUAUUUAGACAUGAUGCUCUUUCAAAAAAUCCUCUUACCAUCCAGACAACUUUGAAGUAUUUGAGGGCCACUAUGACUAAUCUUGUUAAGGUUGGCUUUCCUUCAAAAUAUGAUAGCCCAAGCUGUGAAUAUUCACGUAUGGACUUUGAUGGUGAUGAAGAUUUUAAUGCAUUUUUUAACUCGUUCCGUGCUCAACAAGGUGAAGUGAUUCGCAGUUCAUGCAAGCUGGUUCCUAUGGAGGCUUUCCACAUGGCAGGAGAGUGGUUGCAUUAUCAGUUGAAUACAUCCAUUGAUGUUGGCCCAACUACUUCUAAAACUGCAGAAUGGUUGUGCUCAAUAUUUUCUCCAUCAUAUGUUCAAUGGGAUGCCAUGACAUUUUUCACAGAGAGUGUGGUCUGUCAGUUAUUCAGGGUUGUGGACAAAGAGGCACUUCCAUUAGAUGAUGGAGUAAAACUGCUGCAGGAAGUUCUGAAUUAUGAAACAAGAGAUCCACUGAUACUUUCUUGUGUUUUGACAAAUGUAUCCACAUUUUUCCCAUUUGUUAAAUACCGCACAGAAUUUCUUCCUCAGGUUUUGUCUAAGCUAUUUGCAUCAGUAACAUUUGAGGUGAUUGAAGAAAGCAAGGCUCCCAGAACUCGAGCUGUGAAAAAUGUGCGAAGGCAUGCAUGUUCCUCCAUUAUAAAGAUGUGCAGAGAUUAUCCACAGCUAAUACACCCCUGUUUUGAUAUGCUUUAUAACCAUGUGAAGCAACUGUUUUCAAAUGAAAUGCUCCUGACACAGAUGGAGAAGUGUGCAUUAAUGGAGGCACUUGUCCUUGUCAGUAAUCAGUUCAAGUGUUAUGAGAAGCAGAAGAUAUUCUUAGAGGAACUAAUGGGAGCUGUCUCCACACGAUGGCUGUCUGGUGAAAUGACACAAGUGCUUUCGGAUCCUGGAAUGUUUGUCUCCUUUGUUGGUGCUGACCAGACAAUAACUGAUCCUAUCACAGAUGAUCCGUGCGGAAUCAACAGAUCAAGGAUAAGCUUUUGUGUGUACACGAUUCUGGGCGUAGUGAAACGGGCCCGGUGGCCUCGUGAACUGGAAGAAGCCAAAGCUGGAGGAUUUGUGGUCGGGUACGCCCCCAACGGCAAUCCGAUCUUCCGCAACCCCUGCAGCGAGCAGGUUGGAAAACUUCUCGACAACUUGCUCGCUCUCAUAAGAACUCACAACAACCUGUUCUCACCUGAAAAUUCUGCUAGGCUUAGUGAAACUUUCUCUAAAGCCUUUGACAUGAUGGAGGUAGAGAAAAAUGCUGUACUGGGCCUGCCUCAGCCUCUGUUAGACCUAUAUGAUUCUCCUGUAUAUAAAACAGUACUGGAACGAAUGCAGGGAUUCUUCUGUACAUUGUAUGACAACUGUUAUCACAUUUUAGGUAAUGCAGGCCCUUCUUUGGAACAGGAUUUCUACAAUAUUCCCAGCCUUGCUGAAAAGUUGGUCAACUCUGCCUUUAUCAAUCUUGUGUUUGUUCCGGACUACCGUCUCCGGCCAAUGCUUCGUGUGUUUUUGAAGCAGCUUGUUGUCUCCUGCCCAGCAGAAUACUAUGAUAGUCUCAUUUGUCCCAUUCUUCGACCUCUCUUUUCUUUUCUUCUGCAGAGGCUUAAUCAGAAGUGGCAGAUCCUUAAUCAGAAAACAAGUGAUCUCUGUGACUCUGAAGAAUCUCUUGAAGAGGGUCAGGUAUCUCAAGAGAUGCUUGAAGAACAGCUAUUGCGACUAGUGACCAGAGAAGUUGUUGAUUUAAUCUGUGUUUGCUGUAUUAUGAAAAAAGGAGCAGAACCACCAGUUCCAAAAGAUGAUUUGGAUGAGGAAGAGAUGAUGGCUACAGAUGCUUCCCAUACUCAUGCAUCCGAUGAACUGACAGAGCUUGGAAAGUGCCUGCUGAAGCAUGAGGUACCUGGAGAUGGCACUCUGCUGGAACUUUACACAACACUCCUGACAAUUGCAUUUAGCAGCCUUUCCUGGAAAGACACAAUAACCAGCCAAAGAACUGCAAAUCAGGUUUGCUGGCCUUUGCUUAAACAGGUAAUUGGAGGUAAUCUGUUAGGUGAUGCUGUAUCCUGGUUUUUCAUAAGCAUUCUCCGAGGUUUGCAUGUGCAUGGGCAGCAUGAAGGAUGCAGUGUGGCUCUUACACAGCUUGCAUUUGUUGUUUAUGAGGCACUGAGACCUCGGUACAGUGAGCUGAAAGUAGUUAUGGAACAAAUCCCCAAUAUCCAGAAAGAAGACCUGGUUCAGUUCGACAUGAAAUUGAUGAACCAGUCACAACACAAAAUUUCAGAUAAAAAAAGAAAAGACUACUUUAAACGACUCAUCUCUGGAAGUUUUGGGAAACCUCUUGGACAACAAUUUAAGAAGGAAGUUCAUAUUAAAAAUUUGCCAUCACUCUUCAAGAAGACAAAGCCAGAAGCCCCGGAUAUACUCGACACAGAGAAGGUUGAGUUGAGCAGUCUGUUUACAUCCGCUGAUGACAUAUAACAAGGACUCCUCACUUUUAAUUGUUUACUGAAAUCGGCCCUGUACAUUUUCAGGUAACACCAUAUUAUAUAGGAUGACAUUGCACAUUUUCAGAUGGUUGCAUUCCACAUUAUUUUUGUUCCCAAUCCUUUUCAGCUGCAUAUUUUUGUUUCCUGUGGGAUUUUUUUUUAUUUUUUAAUAUUGCCUUUUUAGACGUUUUUGUACUGAAACACUAAGACACAAAAGACACAGAUUCAAAAAUGUGAAAGUGUGGAGUGCUGUUUAUAUUUUUAUUGCUGUUUUGAUUCCGAAAACUAAUUUUAAAAAGUAUUGUCUAUUAAAAAUAGUGUUACAAAUCUGUUUCAAAAUAAGUUAUUAAAAAAUCUUGUACUUUGAGCAGUUUAGUUAAUAAAAUUAAACCUGAUAAGGUACACUUAAAA
Polypterus senegalus (gray bichir) is the source of this 4241-nucleotide messenger RNA. Its product is annotated as exportin-5. The transcript is spliced from 32 exons. Gene Ontology annotation, biological process: protein export from nucleus; RNA export from nucleus. The record is from RefSeq and is a predicted model, not a curated record. The coding region runs from base 187 to 3822 and encodes 1211 amino acids. NCBI's taxonomy places the organism in Eukaryota, Metazoa, Chordata, Cladistia, Polypteriformes, Polypteridae. Gene Ontology annotation, cellular component: nucleus; RNA nuclear export complex; cytoplasm. Gene Ontology annotation, molecular function: nuclear export signal receptor activity; small GTPase binding; RNA binding.